GGUGCGCAUGUGCGGGAGGCGUCCGGAGUUUCACUUUGAAACUUUUCGGGGGCGGGACCCGCCGGUCAGGUGCAGCCGCCGCGCGGGCGCCGCAGGGAGGCCUGGAAAGGCCGUGCGGCCCGGUCCUGGGGUCGGGAGAGCCCAGCAGGAAGUGAGUGGCAGGCCUGAGGCAGCUUGGGAGGCGGCCGGGACUGUUCCUGUCUCUGCCGGCACUGGCUGAGGACCUCGCCCAGGGACUCACCCGCAGUCCUUCCUUCCCUGGGCGUCUGGGAGGAGGGGCACGAUGAACAACUCCCUGAUCCUGGAGCUGUGGCGGUCCAAGGCGGUGUCCGUGCGUGAGCGGCUGGGCAUCGGGGACCAGCCCAAUGACUCGUACUGCUACAACACGGCCAAAAACAGCACCGUGCUCCAGGGGGUCACCUUCGGGGGCGUCCCCACCGUCCUGCUCAUAGACGUCAGUUGCUUCCUGUGUUUGAUCUUGGUGUUUUCCAUCAUAAGAAGGAGAUUCUGGGAUUAUGGCCGUAUCGCCCUGGUGUCAGAAGCAGACAGCGACUCCAGGUUCCAGAGACUGUCAUCGUCGUCCUCUUUUGGGCAACAAGAUUUUGAAAGCGAGCUGGGAUGCUGUCCCUGGCUGACUGCUAUCUUCCGCCUGCACGAUGACCAGAUUCUGGAGCGGUGUGGGGAGGACGCCAUCCACUACCUGUCCUUCCAGAGACACGUCAUCUUCCUGCUGGUGGUCGUCAGCUGCUUGUCCCUGUGUGUCAUCCUGCCCGUCAACCUCUCGGGUGAUUUGCUGGACAAAGACCCUUACAGCUUUGGGAGGACGACCAUCGCAAACCUGCAGACGGACGAUGACCUCCUUUGGCUGCACACCGUCUUUGCCGUCAUCUAUCUCCUCCUCACCGUGGGCUUCAUGAGACACCACACCCGGUCCAUCCAGUACCAGGAGGAGAACUCGGUGAGGCGGACCUUGUUCAUCACGGGACUCCCCCGAGACAGCAAGAAGGAGACGGUGGAAACCCACUUCCGGGACGCGUAUCCCACGUGUGAAGUGGUGGACGUACAGUUGUGCUACGACGUGGCCAGGCUGAUUCACCUGUGCAGGGAGAGGAAGAAGACAGAAAAGAGCCUGACCUAUUACACGAACCUGCGGGCGAAGACAGGCCAGUGGACCCUCAUCAACCCCAGGCCCUGCGGCCAGUUCUGCUGUUGCAAAGUGCCGGGGUGCGAGUGGGAGGAUGCCAUCUCCUACUACGCGCGCAUGAGAGACAGGCUGCUGGAGAGGAUUGCGGACGAGGAGCGCCGGGUGCAGGAGCAGCCCCUGGGCAUGGCCUUCGUCACCUUCCAGGAGAAGUCCAUGGCCACCUACAUCCUCAAAGACUUCAACGCCUGCAAGUGUCAGAGCCUCCGGUGCAAAGGCGAGCCCCAGCCGUCCUCCUGCAGCGCGGAGCUCCGUAUCUCCAAGUGGACGGUCUCCUUUGCCACGUACCCCGAGGACAUCUGCUGGAAGAACCUCUCCAUCCAGGGCUUCCGCUGGUGGCUCCAGUGGCUGGGCAUCAACUUCACUCUGUUCGUGGGGCUCUUCUUCCUGACCACCCCCGCCAUCAUCCUGUCCACCAUAGACAAGUUCAAUGUCACCAAACCCAUCCGUGAGCUCAACGACCCGGUCAUCAGUCAGUUUUUCCCGACCCUCCUCCUGUGGUCCUUCUCGGCCCUGCUCCCCACCAUCGUCUACUACUCCACGCUGCUGGAGUCUCACUGGACCAAGUCAGGAGAAAACGAGAUCAUGAUGUCCAAGGUCUAUAUAUUCUUGAUCUUCAUGGUGCUGAUCCUGCCGUCCCUCGGCCUCACCAGUCUGGAUUUUUUCUUCCGGUGGCUCUUUGACAAAACUUCCUCCGAAGCCUCUAUCAGGUUGGAGUGCGUCUUCCUGCCCGACCAGGGCGCCUUCUUUGUGAACUAUGUCAUCGCCUCGGCCUUCAUUGGCAACGGCAUGGAGCUGCUGCGGCUGCCGGGCCUGGUCCUCUACACCUGCCGCAUGGUCAUGGCCAAGACAGCCGCCGACCGCAGGAACAUCAAGCAGAACCAGGCCUUCCAGUACGAGUUCGGAGCCAUGUACGCGUGGAUGCUGUGCGUCUUCACCGUCAUCAUGGCCUACAGCAUCACCUGCCCCAUCAUCGCACCCUUCGGCCUCACCUACAUCCUGCUCAAGCACCUGGUGGACCGUCACAACCUGUACUUCGCCUACCUCCCGGCCAAGCUGGAGAAAAGGAUCCACUUAGCGGCCGUCAACCAGGCCUUGGCCGCCCCCAUCUUGUGCCUCUUCUGGCUCUAUUUCUUCUCCUUCCUGCGCCUGGUCCAACCGGGGGUGAUGCCAGCGGGUCCCUCUGUCUGUCCCAGCUAUGAAGACACCACCCCAGCUGCUGGAGGGUCGGGGGGGGGGGGUCUGAAGGCCCCCCUCACCCUGUUCACCUUCCUGGCCGUCCUGCUCACCAUCCUGGUCUGCCUGGCCUACACCUGCUUCGGAUGCUUCAAGCACCUCAGCCCUCUGAACUACAGGACGGAAGAAUUGGCCAACGACAAAGGGAGUGAGGCCGAGGCCCACAGGCCACCGCCGUUCACGCCCUACGUGCCCCGGAUUCUGAGCGGCUUGUCCUCGGAGAGAACGGCCCUGUCCCCACAGCAUCAGCAGACUUAUGGCGCGGUCUGUGACAUCAGUGGGACCGUCCUGGGGCAGUGUCCCGCCCAGGGCCCUGCGGACAGUGACAGCAGGCCGGCUGCCUACCAGGAGGCCUGAGGGCGGCCGGGCCAGGCUCCGAGGACGGAGAGGAGGAGACCCAGGUGGAAAAGCGGCUUGACUCCAACCAGGCCCAGGACUACUUUGACCUGUGUGAAGCACACCUGCUCUGGGAAGACGGACCCAGAAAGGUUCCCUGGGCCCUUGGCCGAGGAAGACAGGGUGGGGCCGCCGCGCAGGGAACGGCGGCCUUUCUGGUCACAGCAGCGGGGAGGGGGGCCGGUGCGUGUGGGGGACUCUGUGCGUCUCCGGGUCCCCCUUCUGCAUAAAUGUCCCGGCUCUGUAGCUGGGACACAUCCCUGGUGACUCCGCAGGACCACAUGUGGGAACGGUGCCCCAGCGGCUGUCCCAGGUACCUGGGAGGACACAGCGAAGGACUGCUCCUCUGUGAGGACGGACUGCCCACCACUUCUGGGCACACACCCAGCUGAUAACCAAAGAGCCUAUGCGCAGCUCUGGGCGGGUUCCUUCCAGACCCCCCCAUCACCGCAUCCAGCCGUCUCCCACCCAUCGGGGCUGCGCCGCUGGAGCAGGAAGGGACCAGGCUCUUUGUUUCUGUGUCACUCUGCCAGUGACAGUGGCUGGGUCAGGUCACCCUGCAGCAGGCAAGGGCAGGAGGACCACGAAUAAAGCGCUCAUUCGGCCAGA
This is a messenger RNA of Leopardus geoffroyi (Geoffroy's cat), 3442 nucleotides long. It is a transcript of the gene TMEM63A, whose product is annotated as transmembrane protein 63A. Lineage: Eukaryota; Metazoa; Chordata; Mammalia; Carnivora; Felidae. The record is from RefSeq and is a predicted model, not a curated record. The coding region runs from base 284 to 2794 and encodes 836 amino acids. The transcript is spliced from 25 exons. Gene Ontology annotation, molecular function: nucleic acid binding; calcium-activated cation channel activity. Gene Ontology annotation, cellular component: plasma membrane.